Molecule: messenger RNA, 866 nt
Organism: Zea mays
Lineage: Eukaryota; Viridiplantae; Streptophyta; Magnoliopsida; Poales; Poaceae
Product: protein transport protein Sec61 beta subunit
Exons: 1
Coding region: 143-466 (107 amino acids)
Biological process (GO): intracellular protein transport
Cellular component (GO): Sec61 translocon complex
Source: RefSeq, marked provisional
AGCUUAUCUCCUCCCGUCUAGGCGACGACGACGACGAAGCAGCGGGAGGAGCAUAAGCGCCGCCGAUCCCGAGCAUACGAGCGAGUUCUCCACUCAUCCUCCGCCUCGUGCCGCAGAUCCCUACGUACGCCGCCCGCCAGCCAUGGCCCGCUCCUCCUCGCAGUCGCAGUCCUCCGUUGGCGCUGGCGCCGGCGCCGGCGCGCGCCCGGCCACCGUGGGGCCGCGCGGCACGGCCGCGGCGGCCGCCGGGAUGCGCCGCCGCCGCGCCACCGCGUCCGGCGGGGGUGGCGGAUUCUCGGGGGGCGGCGGGAGCAACAUGCUCCGCUUCUACACCGACGAGGCGCCGGGGCUCCGGCUCUCGCCUACCAUGGUGCUCGUCAUGUCCCUCUGCUUCAUCGGCUUCGUCACCGCCCUCCACAUCUUCGGCAAGCUCUACCGCUCCCGGACGGCCGCGGCCUCCGCGUGAUCCGAUCCGAUCCGACCGCUCUUGCUCCCACACAUCGGAUCAGACAGACAGAUCAGACGGUGAAGGUUUUGGUUUUUGGGUGAUGAAUUUGUGUAUGGCGAGACGCGCAGCUUGUUGUGUUGCCUAGCUUUUGGUUGGUCCUUACUUUCGAUCUGCAGAUGGAAACCCUAGUACUGGUCAACUUAAUGCGCCCUUUCUGUUAUUUUCUUCCCUUGCUUUGAGAAUUAUUACUGGAAUAACUAUGACUAGUUUCUUCUAAUUCUGCUUGCUAGCUACAAGUGCAUCUUCCUAGCUUUAGAUGUGCUCCAUUGUUGUCGCUCCAUUAACUACUUUCUGCACUUGCUAGGUAUUCUGGGUACUUUUACCGAACUGGGGAGUUUGAUUAUUGCUUCGCACCUUA